GAGCUUGCCAUGCAAGCGGCAAGCGUCGACCUAUCCAGCACUUCAUGGCUAGAUAGCUCCAUACUAGUCGAGAAGGUCAAUAACCUAAAGGAAAUCAGUCUAGGGAACUGUCGCCUUCUCUAUGGCAGCGAGCGCGGCAAAUUCUACGACAUUGUGAUCGGCGAGGAUGAGAAAACAAAAUCGUUCGGCGCAGUCCUUACUUGUAACCAAGAUAAUCAAACCAAGCUCUUACGCACAUCCACGAGCAACUGCCCCGUCAACGCCGUACGCAACCUGGUCAGUGACCUCCAGAAAGAUACGGCAAAGCUCUUUCUCAAGUACGGCGUCGGAUCCCAGCUAGAAGGCCAACAAGGCUACACCGACAAGGACACUGGGGAGUUUCAACUCUGGGGCACGGCCUAUGACAAGCGGAGAAAUGGUCCGGACGACGACACUAUGGGUCUCGUG
Molecule: messenger RNA, 447 nt
Organism: Bipolaris maydis ATCC 48331
Lineage: Eukaryota; Fungi; Ascomycota; Dothideomycetes; Pleosporales; Pleosporaceae
Source: RefSeq, a predicted model, not a curated record